CCUUUACUUGUUUUUUUACUUUUUUUACUUUUUUUUGUUUUUUGUCUGAACUGUUCGAUCUGAGCGUCUCUGACCAGAUGCACCGAACCAGCUGGAUGGACGCUGCCCCGCAAGCCCAUGCAUCGCCAUCCCCGUCCGCGUACGGGUACACACGCCUCGACACAAGCAUGGCAGCAUCCACGCAGCAGCAGAGCUUGUCGGCCAGCAGCAACCCGAGCCUCUCGACCUCGUCCUCAAUCUUGAGCCACCAUCAUGGCGAGCACUCGACCGUGUCGGUCUCAAGCACAGCCUCGGACUCGUCGGCGCCAGCCAAGAUGGACGUGAUCAAGUCACGCUAUCCGUACUGCGUCGUCUGGACGCCAUUGCCAUGCAUCUCAGCAUUGCUGCCAUUCAUUGGCCAUGUCGGAAUAUGCACAAGCAAGGGAAUCAUCCGCGACUUUGCGGGACCGUAUUACGUGUCGACGGACAACAUGGCGUUCGGCACGCCAACCAAGUACUGGGUGCUUGACCCAAGUCGUGUCCAGUCCAAGCAGCACGACUGGGACCGCGCGGUGGCCAAAGCGAGUGACGAGUACGCGUGCCGCAUGCACAACCUGUUUUGCGACAAUUGCCACUCGCAUGUCGCCAUGGCGCUCAAUCUGAUGGAAUAUGGCGGCAGCUCGAGCUGGAGCACCUGGAAAAUCGGGCUUCUGAUGCUCGUUCAUGGGCGCUAUGUCAGUUCUGGCGCCUUGCUACGAACCUGGUUGCCAUUCCUAGUGCUCGCCGCCAUCGUUGCCAUCAUUGUUGUAUUCACUCGAUAGCGCCUUUUUUUUGUUUUUCCAACUCGCCAACCUUGUCAAUAGCAGUAGUAUUUCAAGACUUGCUUUUUUUGUUUGUUUUUGUUUUUUAAGUUUCUUUCAACAUAUUUUCACACGCACA
Messenger RNA from Capsaspora owczarzaki ATCC 30864, 918 nucleotides. RefSeq names its product transmembrane protein. The transcript has 3 exons. The record is from RefSeq and is a predicted model, not a curated record. The coding region runs from base 78 to 800 and encodes 240 amino acids. Lineage: Eukaryota; Filasterea; Ministeriida; Capsasporidae.